UUGAGUGAGGUUCUUACAACUUUUUUUUUUUGCUAUGCAAUAUCGCAUUCCAUUGUGAUCCAGUUUCAGUACUUUGUCUCAAGUGUUUGACAUUUUAUAAAACAGAAAAAAAUGUCUCGAGGAAGCAGCUUGUCACCGAUGCCCAGCUCUCUGCAGCAUCGGCCUGGUCCUUCCAAUUCUGUUAAAGCAAAAGGAUUUAAAGAUAUCCGUAUUGAUGAAGAAGUAAAAAUAGCAGUCAAUAUAGCCCUGGAGAGGUUCCGAUAUAGUGAUCAAAAAGAAAUGGACUUUCCUUCAUCUUUGACCAGCACAGAGAGAGCCUUUAUACACCGCCUGUCCCAGUCACUUGGAUUGAUAUCAAAAAGCAAGGGGAAAGGCACAAACCGAUACUUAACAAUAAGGAAAAAGGAUGGCUCUGAAUCGGCAAGUGCACUGAUGUCUUGUAGCCUUAGUCACAACACAAAGCAUGUAGUGAGGAGCCUUAUACAUAGAUUUCCUGUUACUAACAAGGAACGAACAGAGCUCCUUCCCAAGACAGAGAGAGGAAAUGUUUUUGCAGUGGAAGCAGAGAACCGUGAAAUGAGCAGGACUAGCGGCCGUCUGAAUAACGGUAUACCACAAGUUCCAGUAAAAAGAGGAGAAUCUGAAUUGGACUCCUUCCGACAAUCUUUGCCAGUAUUUGAGAAGCAGGAGGCCAUUGUGGGCGUUAUCAAGGAUAAUAAAGUAGUUUUGGUUAUUGGAGAGACAGGAUCAGGAAAGACCACACAAAUACCUCAGUUCCUUCUUGAUGACUGCAGCAAAAAUAGCACCCCGUGCCGCAUUUUCUGUACCCAGCCACGACGCCUUGCGGCUAUAGCUGUUGCAGAAAGGGUUGCCGCUGAAAGGGGAGAAAAAAUUGGUCAGACUGUUGGUUAUCAAAUCCGUCUAGAAAGCCGGGUUUCUCCAAAGACUCUUCUCACCUUUUGCACAAACGGGGUUCUAUUGCGCACUCUGAUGGCAGGAGACGGCACUCUGUCAACAGUGACCCAUGUUAUUGUGGAUGAAGUCCAUGAGAGAGACAGAUUCAGCGACUUCCUUCUAACUAAGCUGAGAGACGUCAUACAGAAGCAUCCAACUCUGAAGCUCAUACUCUCAAGUGCUGCCUUAGACGUUAACUUGUUUCUACAAUAUUUUGGAGGUUGUCCUGUUAUUCAUAUACAGGGGAGACCUUUUGAAGUAAAAGAAAUGUUUUUAGAAGACAUAUUAAAUAACAUGGGGUACACAAAUAAGGAGAUGCUCAAAUACAAGAAGGAAAUGCAAUGUGAGGAGAAGCAGAAGACGACACUAACAGAGUGGUAUUCUGCUAAAGAAAAUAACACGAAGACUGAAACUCUGCGAAAAUGCAGCGUUCCUAACGUACCUGAGGAGUACGACUUCUUAGAUGAUGGUGGAGACACUGUGUUCAGUCAGCUGACUGAGAAAGAUGUGACUUCCCUAGAGCCCUGGUUGAUAAAAGAAAUGGAUGCUUGCCUCUCAGAUAUCUGGCUGAACACAGAUGCAGAUACAUUUGCCCAACUCUUCCAUCUGAUAAUGACAGAAAAUGUUAGUGUUGACUAUCAACACAGUGAUACAAGUGCCACCCCUUUAAUGGUGGCAGCAGGACGAGGAUUUCUGAGUCAAGUAGAGCAACUUAUUAGCAUGGGAGCCAAUGUCCACAUUAAAGCCUCUAAUGGAUGGAUGGCUUUAGACUGGGCUAAACACUUUGGACAAAGUGAGGUUGUCGAUGUGCUGGAGUCUUACAGUGCCUCGCUAGAGUAUGGAAACCUGGAUGAAAGCACACUGAUACAGACUGACAGUAGCAACCUUAGCAACGAAGACCGGGAGCUUCUGAAAGCUUAUCAUCACAGUUUUGAUGAUGAAAAAGUGGAUCUUGAUUUGAUUAUGCACAUUAUUUAUAAUAUUUGUCAGAGAAAUGAUUCAGGAGCCAUUCUAAUCUUUCUUCCUGGGUAUGAUGAAAUUGUCGGUUUGAGGGACCGCAUCUUGUUUGAUGACAAAAGAUUUGCUGAUAAUUCUCAUAGGUUUCAAGUAUUUAUGUUACAUUCAAACAUGCAAACCUCAGACCAGAAAAAAGUGCUGAAAACACCGCCAUUAGGUAUUCGUAAAGUGAUACUUUCAACUAAUAUAGCAGAAACCAGCAUCACUGUAAAUGAUGUAGUAUUUGUAAUCGACUCUGGUAAAGUGAAGGAGAAAUCUUUUGAUGCUUUGAACCAUGUCACUAUGCUUAAAAUGGUGUGGAUUUCUAAAGCAAGUGCACUUCAAAGGAAAGGAAGAGCUGGUCGCUGCAGACCAGGGAUCUGUUUCCGCCUAUUUAGCAGACUUCGUUUUCAGAACAUGUUAGAAUUUCAAACGCCAGAAUUAUUGAGAAUGCCUCUUCAUGAGCUUUGCCUGCAUGCAAAACUGUUGGCACCAAUAAACUGCCCCAUUGCUGAUUUCCUAGUGAAGGCUCCAGAACCACCUCCAGCCUUAAUUGUAAAAAAUGCUGUGCAGAUGCUCAAGACUAUUGAUGCAAUGGACACAUGGGAAGAUCUUACAGAACUUGGCUAUCAUUUGGCUGACUUGCCUGUAGAACCUCAUCUUGGCAAAAUGGUGCUGUGUGCUGUAGUCCUCAAGUGCCUUGAUCCAAUUCUAACAAUAGCUUGCACUUUGGCCUAUCGAGAUCCAUUUGUCUUGCCUUCUCAGGCAUCCCAGAAACGUGCCGCCAUGUUGUGCAGAAAGCGCUUCACAGCGGGGACAUUUAGUGAUCACAUGGCCUUUUUAAGAGCAUUUCAGGCCUGGCAGAAAGCUCGGAGUGAUGGAUGGGAAAGAGCAUUUUGUGAGAAGAAUUUUCUUUCCCAGGCUACAAUGGAAAUAAUUAUUGGAAUGAGAACACAGUUACUUGGUCAACUCCGUGCUUCAGGUUUUGUUAGGGCCCGUGGUUGUGGAGAUAUUCGGGAUGUGAAUACAAACUCUGAAAACUGGGCUGUGGUGAAAGCAGCUUUAGUAGCUGGCAUGUAUCCUAACCUGAUUCAUAUUGAUAGACAAACUAUGGUGCUUACUGGACCAAAGGAAAAGCGUGUACGAUUUCACCCUACCUCUGUGCUCAGCCAGUCACAAUACAAAAAGAUCCCCCCAGCAAAUGGUCAAGUAGCAGCAAUUCAGUCGUUGCCCACAGACUGGAUGAUUUAUGAUGAAAUGACCCGCGCACAUAGAAUUGCUAAUAUCAGAUGCUGCACAGUGGUCACUUCUGUUGCUACUGUGAUUUUCUCAGGACCAGCAAGACUGCCAAGUAGUGCCUUGCAAGAACCAUCAUCAUUCCGAGUAGAGGACGGUAUGCCUAACGAUAGCAGUGACAGCGAGAUGGAGGAUAGAAGCACCGCUACCUUGGCAGCACUGAAGCUAGAUGAGUGGCUAAACUUUAAGCUUGAACCUGAGGCUGCUGGUCUCCUCCUGCAACUUAGGCAGAAGUGGAACAGUUUGUUUUUGAGAAGAAUGAGGGCUCCUUCAAAACCAUGGUCUCAAGUUGAUGAAGCCACCAUAAGAACGAUUAUUGCUGUGCUGAGUACUGAGGAACAAUGUGCAGGUUUACAGCAGCCUUCUGGAAUUGGACAAAGACCAAAGCCUAUGUCUUCUGAAGAACUUACAGUGAGUUCUUCAUGGAGGUCAAAUAAUAAUCGCAAAAGCUCAACAGAAGCAGAAUUCACAGAUGAUCCCACCAAUUCAGAAAGAAAGGUAUCAAAGGCUUCCUCUCCAGGUUUUUAUCAACAAACAAAACAGAGAGAGAGAGGCAUUUUUCACCCUAAACACCCUGAAGAUAGAACAGAUCAAUCGCCAGUGAAGUCGUCCGAGAACAGUAGCUAUGCAAGCCCUUGUACAAGUCCUUCUCCCCCAUGCUCUGCAAAGGGCUCAAAACCACCCUCCCCAAGACCAAAUACACCCAUCCGUUAUUUUAUAAUGAAGAGCAGCAACUUGAGAAAUCUUGAAAUAUCUCAACAGAAAGGAAUAUGGUCAACAACACCAAGCAAUGAGCGUAAGCUGAACCGAGCGUUUUGGGAGAGCAGCACUGUGUACUUGGUGUUUUCUGUCCAAGGGUCUGGACACUUUCAGGGCAUUGCAAAAAUGUGCUCAGAAAUUGGGCGAGAGAGAAGUCAGGAUUGGGGUUCUACAAGCCUUGGAGGACUGUUUAAGGUUGAGUGGAUCAGGAAAGAAAGUCUUCCUUUUCAGCAUGCACAUUUCCUGCUCAACCCCUGGAAUGAAAAUAAAAAAGUACAAAUAAGCCGUGACGGACAGGAAUUAGAACCUCAAGUUGGAGAACAGUUGCUAUUGCUUUGGGACAGGGUUCCUUUGGGAGAAAAAAAGCCACUGAUGCAUAACGCAUACGAGCUGACUUCCAUAUGAUUUCGAUCCUGAAGUCUUGGAAAAGUGUUAACGUUUAAGAGUGAAUGAAACCCUUCUCCAAAAGAAGAGACCGCUAAUACAUUUCAAAUAAAUUUAUGGACAUUGUUUAGAUGCAGCAAAUACUAGACAUGAAUUCUGACAGUAAGAGACUUCUGUGCAGAUAUUUUCUGUUUUUGGUUGAAUAAAGUCACCUUUUUUUUUUACUGUAGAA
Bombina bombina (fire-bellied toad) is the source of this 4621-nucleotide messenger RNA. It is a transcript of the gene YTHDC2, whose product is annotated as YTH N6-methyladenosine RNA binding protein C2. Gene Ontology annotation, cellular component: intracellular anatomical structure. Gene Ontology annotation, molecular function: ATP binding; RNA binding; protein binding. The record is from RefSeq and is a predicted model, not a curated record. Lineage: Eukaryota; Metazoa; Chordata; Amphibia; Anura; Bombinatoridae. The coding region runs from base 112 to 4410 and encodes 1432 amino acids. The transcript has 31 exons.